This is a messenger RNA of Aspergillus aculeatus ATCC 16872, 2439 nucleotides long. RefSeq lists its product as uncharacterized. The record is from RefSeq and is a predicted model, not a curated record. The transcript is spliced from 2 exons. NCBI's taxonomy places the organism in Eukaryota, Fungi, Ascomycota, Eurotiomycetes, Eurotiales, Aspergillaceae. Bases 277 to 2016 code for a protein of 579 amino acids.
CUCCCCUUCCCGAUUUCGAAAAGCAUCAUCGUUGGCUUUUCCCGUCGCUUCAUUCAUUGCGCAUACCCCCGAUACCUACCACGACAAGCCUGUUCUGACUCUCUGUAUGCUUUGAAUGUCACUAUCGAUGUCGUGAAAUGGUUACAGUUGGUGGCGGCGGCGGUUAUCAGCACUCCGCUCGGGUUCUCAACACAUACGCGACGCAUCUCCAAUAGACGUGACUGAGUUUGAUCUGAGUCGGAAGUAAAUUCAUCGACUGUCGCAGACUAAUUCACCAUGGCGCAACCACCACCACCUCAGGGGCAACACUACACCCCAGCCUUCUCGCCCCCGGGAACCUCACCGUCUCCAGGUGCUCCGUCGCCGAUACCGAAUGGCGGUAUUCCUCCUCCGAAGCGACAGCGCCUUUCUCCUCUCCCACAAUCUCAGUCACCGUACGCCUCUCCCAGCUUCGGUACUCUGCAACUACCACCUAAUCAGUCUGCUCCGUACAAUGCCAAUAACUUAAACGGUGUUGCGCCUCCAUCAACUCCCGGUCCUCCUCCACCACCACCUCCUCCUCCUUCGGGCACGAUGGGACCUCCGUCAAGACCGGUUGAGAAAGCCACGGACGCUGCUGAGUUGACUGACGUGUUGGCAUCAUCCGGAAUCGAUGUGCGUGAGGAAGAGGCCUUCCUGACCAGCAGCUACUCCGGACCAGGCGUUCAAGCGCAACAAGCUCCCCGACCUCAACAACCUCCCGCCCCGCAACAACUUCACCAUCAGCCACCACCCCCACCCGCCGCAGUCAAUACCUCAUUUUCCUCUCAGCCAUCGACCACCGGCACCGCUCCUUCUACUCCGAGUUUUGGUGACAACUCACAUUACAAACCACCUACGACCCAAGACUCGUUUUACACAGAGCCAGCAUCACAGCCACCCGCUCCUUUCAAAGACCCCAAUGAACCAACCCGAGAGGAUAGCGAAGCGGCACGACGUGCGCAGUAUCACCUACAGCACUCAUUCCUCUUGACCAAGGUUUUGGAGCAGAAGUUGCAGAAGCGAGGGUUUGAGCUGGGCGUUCGCAUCCCCGCGGAGGGCUUAUAUCACCCCGUCCCCGGUCGCCAGCAACCGAUCGAAGUGACGGGACCGGAUGGGUCGUCUAUUAUCCGUUCGGGACAGACAAUUCUCAAUCAAACUGGCGCCCCCUUACUUGAUAUUCUAAGCCUCAUGUCCAUUGCCUGUGAGGAGCGUCUGCGCUCAGUUGUGGAUUAUUCUUCUACACUGGCGAGAAGUCGCCGCGCACAUUCCCACGGCGUGGUUCCUGCGGACUGGAAGGAUGUGGCUUCUGCGGCUAGUGUGACGAAUGGGAGUGCGGAGAACCCCAGCACGCCAGCCAAACCCACGGAUCAACAAGGCACGAGAACCCUACUUGAAAAGUACCGCAUAAUCGCGGAGAAGGACAAUUAUAGUGAAGACGCUCGGGCGACGAAGCGGGCGAAACGCAGUGCGAGUGCUAUUCUUGGCGACGGUGUAGCCAGUCGAGCGGAGAGUGUGGAUAUCCCUGGCUCUGGAGCCUCAACACCUAUUGGAGAGAAGGCACCCAGCAUCGACAAGAAGGGGCUCACCAAGAAAGAAGCCAAGAAGUUGAUGGACGCGAAAGCCAGCGAAGCUCAGCAACAUCAGCAAUCUGUGGAGACGGCACGGAUGGCAACCAACAGCAUGCUUUCUGGGCGAAUGUUCGGAGCGAAGAAGUCAUAUUCCUGGUUGAAUCGUGGAUCGGCGGCAGGCAGUGGGUUUUCCACGCCAUCCCGUGUUAACACGGCCACGCCUACCGCCGGCAACGAAAAGGCUGGCCGCUCGGGUGAACCAGCACCGGCCCCCGCGAAACGACUGGGGAGCUGGCGGGAGGACAAGGCGAAGGGCGCUGGGAUCCAGGUUCGGGACAUUGUGUUCAUGCUCGAGCUCGACGGGCGUGGCCCUCGCCACGUGCAGAAAGCUUACUCGAAGGACGUGAAGGAGGAUCGAGCAGACUGAGGGGAGCUCUUUGUCACUGCGCAGGAUCGUGGUUUAUUUGGCAAAGUAGCUGAACUCGGUGGCGUUGCCAAUGAUGUUUCCUUCCCUUUGAUGCAUGCAGCGUCUUGAGCUUUUCCUUCUCUUUCUCAGUCCCUCGUUCUUGCAUUUCAUGUUUUCGUAACAACUCUUAUUACCCAUUUUCUUUUAAUCUGAUUGGGACGACGCUGAACUGCUGUGUUAAAAUAUGACCUACUAGCUUCGGGGGAAUGAGCCAAGGAAUGAGGGGACGGGGGGAUGAUGAUGUUGCUGAUGAAACCCCGAAUGACAGCAAAGAUGAAAGCACACAUCUUGUGUGUUAUGAAUACGUUGCAUAGCCUUUGUCGUACUGUACUUUUACUUUCUGAAUCAUAGCACCGAACUUCGAGGUCAUGAGUAUCAUGAGUG